GGUGAUCCGCUGUGUCCGAGGGACACAGCACACCGCCGAUCGCCACGCUCCGGGAGCUGUCACAUGAGAGCCGGUAAUCGGCAUUCCGCAGAGGGGACAUCUACACUGAUCAUCAGAGCACUGAUGGUCAGUGUGCCCUGAUGAUCAUCGUAGCCCCAGCAGGGCCACCUGUCAGUUUCCAUCAGUGCCAGCUGUCAGUGCUCAUCAGUGCCACAUGCCAGUGCCACAUAUCAGUGCCUACCAGUGCACAUCAAUGCCACAUAUCAGUGCCCGUCUGAGCUGCCUUUCAGUGUCACCUGUCAGUGCCGCCUAUCAGUGCCAUAUAUCAGUGCUGCCUUUCAUUGCCACCUAUCAGUGCCUCUUCAUUAGUGAA
Messenger RNA from Staurois parvus, 373 nucleotides. The record is from the annotation of a GenBank genome assembly. NCBI's taxonomy places the organism in Eukaryota, Metazoa, Chordata, Amphibia, Anura, Ranidae.